AUGCCCGCGUGGUACCGAUUUAUGUUUCCCGCCGGCCUGCUGCUCCUCGCGCACAGCUUCUUCCUCGCACUGCGCAUUCGUGAGCAGCUUCAGGAGCACCACCACGGCGGCAGCGGCGGCGUCGUGGCUUCCGCAUACUUCCCCGUAUCCUCCCACGCCACCGGGGCCCUGGCGCACAUAAAUGCGUCCACGAUACCCAUUUUUGUAGAGCUGAUGGUCGGCGUCGUCGUCGCCAUCGUCGGCUUCGUGAAGCAGCUGAAAUUUAAACGCGCGCGUGUCAUCGACAAUAACUGCCACGAGCGCUAUGACGAUGUCAUGUUCACGGGGGUGGGUUUUAUGCACUUCAAACAUCGGGGGUCGGUGAUGCGGAGCCUCCCGGGUGAGGUUGCGGCCGAGGGCGCCUCUGCUUUAGCCGCCAAGAAGAAAAUCUGA
Messenger RNA from Trypanosoma conorhini, 432 nucleotides. RefSeq lists its product as uncharacterized. The coding region runs from base 1 to 432 and encodes 143 amino acids. The transcript has a single exon. NCBI's taxonomy places the organism in Eukaryota, Euglenozoa, Kinetoplastea, Trypanosomatida, Trypanosomatidae. The record is from RefSeq and is a predicted model, not a curated record.